Messenger RNA from Phlebotomus argentipes, 4055 nucleotides. Its product is annotated as probable multidrug resistance-associated protein lethal(2)03659. Gene Ontology annotation, molecular function: ATP hydrolysis activity; ATP binding; ABC-type transporter activity. The coding region runs from base 188 to 3979 and encodes 1263 amino acids. Lineage: Eukaryota; Metazoa; Arthropoda; Insecta; Diptera; Psychodidae. The transcript has 7 exons. Gene Ontology annotation, cellular component: membrane. The record is from RefSeq and is a predicted model, not a curated record. Gene Ontology annotation, biological process: transmembrane transport.
UUGCCAAGAGAUGAAUAUUACAAUGGAAGCUUUUCUUAUCUUAUCUGACUGUAUUACACAGAGACACAAUCGUACAAAGAAAUACAAGAGAGAAAAUUUCUCAGUUCCCGUCUAACAGCGAUCGUGAGUGGACACUCAGCGAAUAUUUGCAAUGUGAAACUAAGUGUUUAGUGAUAUAGUUAAGGAGAUGGAUAAAAAUCUGCCCAAUAAUCCGCGGGAAAAUGCCAAUUUUCUCUCAAGGAUCACCUUUUUCUGGAUGAUUAAUCUCUUCAAACUCGGUUAUCGAAAAUCUUUAGAACUCCGUGAUCUCUACAAGCCCCUCGUUGACGACAGAUCAGCAGUUCUGGGUGAUCGUCUUGAAGAAAAGUGGCAAGAUCAGCUGCGAAGUGCUCCGGCGAGGCCGUCACUUAUCAAAGCGAUAGCAAUCACGUUUUGGCGCGAGUACGUCUGUCUUGGCCUGAUUGUUGUGACGAACGACUUCGUGAUUCGCCUAGGGCAGCCGCUCUUACUCCGUCGACUUUUACUCUAUUUUCGGAACGACAGCAACAUAUCUCACACCGAAGCAAUAGUCUGCGCCAUUGGAAUUAUUACACUCAAUGGAUUGGGUGUCUUCACAUCCAACCAUAUUACAUUUUGCGGUUGUCACAACGGCAUGAAAGUGCGUGUCGCAGUAUGCAGUUUGGUGUACCGAAAAGCUUUGCGUUUGUCCAGAGCAGCUCUGGGCAAUGUUGCUCCAGGAAAAGUCGUCAAUCUCCUCUCAAACGAUGUCAACCGAUUCGAUAUGGUGUCCGUGUUUGUCAACUGGCUCUGGUCAGCACCUCUUCUGGCACUCACCAUCGGAUACAUUCUGUACGAACUUGUGGGUGUACCUGCUCUUAUUGGGAUUGCCAUAGUACUUAUCGUAAUGCCACUACAAUCCUUUACGGGACGCUUGGCAUCAAAAUAUCGUUUACAAACAGCUUUGAAGACGGAUGAAAGGGUGCGUUUUAUAGAUGAAGUUAUUUCCGGAGUACAGGUGAUUAAAAUGUAUGCAUGGGAAAAGCCAAUUGAAACAUUAAUCACGACAGCUCGAAAAUUUGAGUUGUCGGUCAUUAGGAAAUGUGCCAAUCUCAGAGGGAUUUACAUGGCCUUUUCCCUCUUUACAACGCGAUUAGCCCUCUUUGGCGCAAUGGUAGCAAUGACUUUGCUCAAAUACGAAAUGACCGCAGCAAGGAUAUUUAUGAUCUCUGCAUAUUAUAAUAUUUUGGGACAUACAAUGUCUCAGAUGUUUGUUCGAGGAGUUGCUGAAGUAUCUGAGGCAAUGGUGUCGUUCAAGCGACUUCAACAGUUUCUAGAACUCGAGGAACACAUUCCUCAGUGUAUCGAUUAUCAGCAAAAGAUGGAGGAAACUGAUUCUUUACUGCAUAAAUUUCCUGUGCAGAGGAAAAAUGAAGAAUUGCUAAUUGCGAAUAAUUUGUCCAUUUCAAUGAAAAAUGUCAGAUGUCGAUGGGAAAACUCCAUCAAAUUUAUCAACAAUGAAAAAAUUUUGUUCAACAAUAAGAAUCAACCAAAUCUCGCAGACAUUAAUUUAGAUAUUAAAACCGGAACACUGGUAGGUGUAAUAGGACCUGUGGGAUCAGGAAAAUCAUCCCUUAUUGAGGCACUACUUCACGAAUUGCCCCCGGAAUCUGGUAGUAUUGCUAUCAACGGACGAGUUCUAUAUGUUUCCCAAAAUUCUUGGAUUUUCGCCGCCACUCUUCAACAAAAUAUUCUAUUUGGUCAGCCGAUGAGACAUGCUAGAUAUCAGCAAACUCUAUCAGCUUGUGCUCUAAAUGAUGAUCUCAAGCAGUUUCCGCAGGGAGACAGAACAAUCAUUGGAGAACGUGGAUCGUCUCUAUCAGGCGGCCAGAAAGCUCGAGUGAAUCUUGCUCGUGCAGUUUACCAAGAGGCGGAUAUUUAUCUAUUGGAUGAUCCAUUAAGUGCUGUAGAUGCCCACGUGGGACGACAAUUGUAUGAUGAAGUGAUAGGUCCCAAGGGAUUGCUACGCCACUCAACAAGAGUCCUCGUGACUCAUCAAAUCCAUUUCCUCAAAGAGGCAGACUGGAUAAUUGAACUGAAAGAGGGCCGAAUUCGGAGACAAGGAUCUCCUUCUAUCAUUUUGGAAAAUACAGAAGAAACUGUAUCGUCGGAAAAUACAAAAAAUGAAAAAACAACUCGAGAAGUGAAUGGCAUACUUGAUAUACAGAACACAGACAAAUUGCCAAGUUUAGAGUUGGAAAAAACAUCAGAAGGAGUUAUCGAUGGUUCCAUUAUUCUUCAGUAUCUGCGAUCAGGAGCAUCCAUCUGUGUCCUGCUGGUUAUUGUAAUGCUUUUUCUGCAAACACAAAUUAUUGCCAGUGCUUCAGACUAUAUCGUGGCCAUUUGGACUCACCAAGGAGAGUUUCAUGAGCCUACUAACUACUAUUUGAUUCUCAAUGGAUGUCUUGUAGGCUCCAUAUUUCUGCUGGCCAUUAUAAGGUCAAUUGGCUUCUAUGAAAUCUGCAUAAAAGCAUCGCAAGAACUACACAACUGCAUGCUCAAGGGUGUCAUAGGAGCAACGAUGCAUUUCUUUGAAACGAAUCCCUCAGGGAGGAUUCUUAAUCGUUUCUCUAGAGAUUUGGGAUCUGUGGAUGAGCUUCUCCCAAAAGUUCUCCUGGAUGCCAGCCAGAUGAUAUUGAGUAUUUGUGGUGCAAUACUCGUUACAGCCACUGUUAAUCCUUUGUUCCUUAUACCCAUCGCUUUCCUAGGAAUUGUGUUCAUCACCGUGCGACAAUGGUACCUGAAAUCGUCCAGGAAUAUUAAAAGACUUGAUGGAAUAACACGUUCUCCAGUUUUCACUCACCUGGCUGCUUCCUUAAGUGGCUUGUCGACAAUUCGAGCUUUUGGAACAGAAAACCGUCUUGUGGAUGAAUUUGACUCUCUCCAAGAUGUGCACUCCUCUGCCUGGUAUCUCUUUAUUUGCUGCACCAGCGCUUUUGGGCAAGUUCUAGACUUUCUCAGUGUUAUCUUCGUGGCAAUUGUGACUUUUACAUUUCUAAUAGUAGACAAUCAAAUGAUUGGAGACAAAGUUGGUCUGGCCAUCACACAAUCUCUCACCCUUACCGGCCUCUUAGGCUGGGGAAUUCGUCAAACUGCUGCAACUUCCAAUGCAUUGAUGUCGGUUGAGAGACUUUUGGAGUAUAAACAACUUGAACCAGAGCCCGAACCAGUUAUUCCAUUGAAGCUAACAAAGUUCUGGCCACUUUGUGGUGAAAUUAUCUUUGACACUGUAUUUUUAAAGUAUCACAAAAAUUCUGAUCCCGUACUCAAGGGGAUUUCCUUUAGAGUAGCUCCCAGAGAGAAAGUAGGAGUUGUGGGGCGCACUGGCGCUGGUAAGACUUCUCUGAUUAGUGCCCUAUUUCGCAUGGCGACGGUUGAGGGAAAAAUCAUGAUCGAUGGAAUAGAUAUAUCAUAUUUGUCGCUUAACGAUUUAAGAUCUCACCUUUCCAUAAUCCCUCAAGAUCCUGUCUUGUUCUCCGGAACACUGCGAAGUAAUCUAGAUCCCUUCGGAGAAUACUCAGACGAUGACCUCUGGCAGGCAUUAAACGAGGUGGAGCUGAAAAGUAUUGCAUCUGACAAAAGUGGUUUGGACAUGCCUGUUAAAGCAGGAGGAAAUAAUUUCAGUGUCGGCCAGAGGCAACUCAUAUGCCUGGCAAGAGCACUCCUGCGCAAUAAUCGAAUACUGGUUCUCGAUGAGGCCACAGCGAAUGUUGAUCCUCGCACAGAUGCUCUCAUUCAAAGAACAAUCAAGGAAAGAUUUAAAAAUUGCACCGUCCUCACGAUCGCCCAUCGUCUCAAUACUAUCAUGGACUCCAAUCGCGUCCUUGUAAUAAGUAAUGGGAUUAUCGCGGAAUUUGCAAGUCCAGAUGAUCUUCUUCAAGAUCCCAACAGUAUUUUCUCAAAAUUACACAAUAAUUGUUGAGUGUGAAGAGUGAAAAUUUACGAAAGAUGAAACCUAAUUUUACUUUAUCUGUAUGCCCCUCAUUUUAGGACAAUAA